Messenger RNA from Rhodamnia argentea, 1083 nucleotides. RefSeq lists its product as uncharacterized. The record is from RefSeq and is a predicted model, not a curated record. The transcript is spliced from 6 exons. Lineage: Eukaryota; Viridiplantae; Streptophyta; Magnoliopsida; Myrtales; Myrtaceae. The coding region runs from base 253 to 870 and encodes 205 amino acids.
AUGGCAGGUGAAGGUAUCCGGCUUUUCGCUUUCGGCAGAGCUCGAGGAGGAGGACGACCACCACCACCACCACCCAGAGAGCUUUUCACUUCCUGAUCGGAGCUCGACACGCGCUCCUGCCCAAGAUCGCUCGCAGAGAUUCAGAGUCGGAGACACACGAAGCGCGGCGAACGGUUAUGGUUCGAAGUAGGUGAGCGCGAGCUUCCUAGGAGCUGCGAAGGUCUUCUCGGGAGGAGGAGGGGAGAGAGGAAGAUGGCGGGACACGGCGGAGCAGAGGAAGAGGGGGGAGUGAACUCGCAUCCGCAGCUACAGCCGCAUAGAGCCUCCGGGUCGGGCGGUAGGAGGAUUCGGGCGAGGCCCGACACUUUCCUAGUCGUUUGCCGGUGCUUCAGCGUCCUGACCUCCCUCUGCGCCGUCCUCUGCAUCGCUGUCAAUGUCCUCUCCGCCAUCCGCUCCUUCAAGAACGGAUACGACGUUUUCGACGGCAUAUUCCGGUGUUACGCGGUGGUGAUAGCGUUUUUCGUAGUGCUCGCCGAAACGGAGUGGGGAUUCAUUUUCAAAUUCUGGAAGGUAUUGGAAUAUUGGGUUGGGAGGGGCAUGCUGCAGAUCUUUGUUGCGGUGAUGACACGAGCUUUCCCAGACUAUACUGAGGAGCAGCAAGAUCUUGUUCUUCUUCAGAAUAUAUCAGCUUAUAUGCUCCUUUCUUGUGGUGUAGUAUAUGUUGUUUCGGGAAUUCUGUGCAUAGGCUUACUGAAACGUUCUCGACGGAAGAAAGAAAUAUCAAGGGAGCAGGCAGCGAAGGACUUGGAGGACCUGGAGCGGCGCAGGGAAGAACUUGAACAAUUGCUUAUUGUGGAAACAGCAGCGUGAAGGCACUUUAAAUUGAGUUACUAGCAGGACAUCUUCUCCUUGGAGUACCAAUCAAAAGACGAAGGAAAAUGAUCUUUGUGGACCAUUCUCAUGAGUGUUGCUUUAUCUUUGUACUUGUCUUGCUGCGGCGAUAGUAUCGUUCUUCUUAAACUUUUGUCCAGUGAUGUUUGGCAGUUGUAUGGCUUCUGUAAAGUAAAUCUUUCUUGAUUCUUU